Molecule: messenger RNA, 6889 nt
Organism: Amoebophrya sp. A120
Lineage: Eukaryota; Dinophyceae; Syndiniales; Amoebophryaceae
Source: the annotation of a GenBank genome assembly
AUCUUUGUCUCCUCUGCUCUUGUACAUGAACUAAAUAACCGUGGGAAAGAACGAGCUAUGGCUGCGCAGCAUGACAAAUUCGAUGACGCAAUGGAUUUCGCUGCCGAGCUGGAGCGGGAGCUCGCAGCGAUGGGCGACGACAUUCCUGAGGAGGAGGAAGAAGACGUAUCAAAGAAAAAAAACUGUGUAAGUGUACGUCUGUGAUGCAGAGUAUGCAAAACAGUUACCCUUGUCAUGCUCCACAUGCAUGAUAGGCUCGCUUCCUACGUGUUUUCCCUUUCUAUCUGGGCAUGACAAGUUUUUCCUGUCAUGGCAGACAAACUUGUGAUGCUGUUUUCCUAAAAGACCUACACUAACACAGUUUUUUUCUUGGAUAAGACGCCGAAACUUUUUACCGGCGCCUGGCCAAUAUCCGCAACUACGACGAUCAUGUUGAAAAAAGCAGCAGUAAGGGAAGCACUCCAAAAAACAAGUUCGACGCCGCACAGCAAUUGCAAUCUGCGUUCGCCGAGUUGGGUUUUGCUGAGCGGUUUGACCCACGGGCGGGAGAUAUUACCGUCCCUGGACUGGAAGCCAAGUACGAAGUCAAGAGUUCCGAGGACAGAAUCGAGACGGCCCUGGCGGAAGCCGUGGAGCUCUUCGACUUUACGAAGGACGAGGCCGCGGUGUUUCGGGAGAAUUUCUUCAAAACCGUGCCGGUCGUCGCGUGGCCAGAGAGGAUAGAGCUGACAGAAGAAGAGGAGCAGGCUGUUCUUGCCGCGGCGCAAGAGCAGCGAAAUGUUGAACGCGCCACGACGAGCGAAGAUAUAGAAGAUGCAGGAAAAAUUCUUGUGGAUGUAAAGCCGGAAGAAGCGCAAGAAGAUGAUGCUUUUCUACCAGCGCCGGCAGAAGAGCAAGUACUGCUUGGGAAGGAAAAGCGUCGGGACCAAGACCACGAAAAUCAUGACCAGAACUUCGUCGCGGAUACCGCCGGCGACCACGGCUCCGGGGAGAAUUCUUCUGCAAACGAAAGCGAGCUGAACGUGGACACAAUUGCAGAACAAGCCGGUGGGGAUCAUGAUAACACGGAAAAAUCGCUAGUACCCUGGUACGUGGCCCAGAUCCAGCGCCGACCCUUGGAACGGGACAAGGAAAUUCCGGACCAGGAUCAAACAAGUUUCUGGGCCCUGCCGCGGAGUACUGUUCCUGUUCUCGCUCCAGGUCCAGUCGCUUUUCUUGCAGAUGGUCAGGACACGAACAUUCGCGAACGGGGAGAACAAGAAAUAGAAAGCACGAGGACAACAGACGAAGCAAUUAUUACAUACGACCCCGGACUGACCGAAAAGUUAGCCGAGCAACAGAAGCAGCUCCGGGAGAAGCAGGCACAGGAGGAAAAAAAACUUUCGGAACUGCGGUUAAAAAGGCAAGCGGAAGCGAGAAGUCGCGAGGAGGAGUUCCGUCGCGUCCAUAUCCUAUGUAAAGACGUCCCAAACCCAUAGUUGUAAUGCAAAUCUGCAUGCUGAAAAUGUUUCUCAUGCGGAGCCCCAUGGGAAGCAUUUUCUGGUCAUGGUUCGGAAUUCGUGAUGCUCCAAUCAGCGUGAUAUGUUAGAUCUGUGAUGCUGGUGAACUAGCUGAACAGGAUUACACUACGAGGCCAAACUUGUGAUGCGCAACAGCCAAAGCUUUUUGAUUUGUAUAGCAUGAUUUCCAAUCUUAACUACAGGGUGGGGGCGUUUUUUCCCAGGAUAGUCCAGUACGAGCAAGCCCGGUUUUUCGCCGCGGACACCGACAGUAGAUUGCGGGAGCAAGAGGAGAAGGAAGCGAAAGAAGCGGAACACAGUCGGAUGUCGUUUGAAGAUCGCGCGGCCGGGCGAAUACGGGAGUGGGAGCGAGAUGAGGAACAGCGUUUGACGCGGGAAGCACUGCACCGCGAGUGGAGACAGAUGUUGAAGGAGGAUUUUGCCGCGUUUGACUUGCGAGAAUCCGAAAACUGCGCAAGGGAGCGGGUUUUGAUGGAAAUCGCGGACGAAGAGGCGAGAAAUUGCAACAUCUACUCCUGGCGCGAGCAGGACCGCAUGCGGGAAGAGGAUUUGCGUGCCGCGACGCUCCGGGAGCAAGAGAAGCGAAUUUUUGUCGAGUGGCCGGGCAUGGCCGCGGAAGACGCGGAUGCGCGGUUUGGGAUUGCCGAGAUCUUGCAACCAGGGAUGGGCCUGUGGGAACGGAACGGGCGGAACUCCUGGUUGGCACUGUCUGCGACGUGGAAAGUAGAACGAGAGUUCACCUGCUCCGCAAGUGGUCGUGCACGACGAGAGCAGGUGGGGCAAGACCAAGACGCAGCUGCUGCGCAUCCGACCAGCGACCGCUGUCACUACUCACCGCGAAACAGCGGAGGAAGCACGGGGCGCUCCAGUGUGGAUGAGCUGUUCUUCGAGGAUGAGGUUGUUGAAGAAGCUGCAAAGUCGGAAACAAGUUCUUCUUUCUUCACAAAAUUUCUCAGCCGGGAUUUCUGGUCGCAGAUUUUUCGUGUGAAAGAGCGCGUCGCGCGCGUGGCUGACCGGGUCGUGCGUUCGGUUGCUGAGAACGUGUUUCACCAACAGCGAUCGUCGAUAAAGUCGUUUCACACGGAUAGCGGAACCCUUCUGUUCAAUGGUGCACUGCCGGCUCUACCGCCGGGGAGAGAAGAAAUAGAAAUCAACGGACCCCGACCCGAAAGCCAAAAUUCCACAGUAGCCGUCUGGAAGACGUACUUGGAUAAUCAUGCAGCAGAAGAUGUUGAAAAGGCCGCGAUGAAGAAAAAGUCCUCCAGCAACGACGAUAAGCUAGCUUUGAGAAUCGCUGCAGCUACAGAUUUAUUGCAAGAUGAACCUCUCCAAUUGACCAAUUUCCGCCACGUCCGGUUUUUGCAGAUCGAAAACGUAGACUUGUCUACCGACGUGGAAGUCGGGAAGAAACUCGCCCUCCAUUGCGCCAUGCUCGAGCACAUCGUGCUUCGCAAUACCGGUUUGCGCACUCUCAACGGCCUGCAACUGCUUGUCAACCUGGCGACGGUCGACGCGAGUCACAACUUUUUGAAGGACUUUGAUUUUUUGCAAACCGGGUGCCCGCGACUGUCCUCCGCGAACUUUGGCCACAACCUGAUCAAGAAGGUGCCGGAAGCAACCGGCCAGAGCAAAGCGUCUUUGUCGCGAUUGGUGCUGCGGAGCAACAAAAUCAAAAACCUGGACUCAACCUGUUUUCUCCGCGAUUGCGAAGCGCUGGAAGUGCUGGAUUUGAGCAAAAAUGCUCUUGAAGCAGUUCCAGGACUCUUGCUCUCCCGGUGGUUGCCCUUCUUGACAGCGUUGGAUCUCGCCGACAACCAGAUCGCGGCCAUCGGACACUUGCUCUUUCUGUGCUUGCAAGAAUUAAAUCUGGAAAACAACCGCAUCGGGUCUGGACGUGCGGAAAAGGCUUCGCUGCGAUUUCUGCCCAGCUUGUACGAGCUGAACCUCGCGAAGAACGAACUCAGUGAAAUCCUGCCCCUGUUCGCCCCAAACCUGCGGACGCUCAACUUCGCAGCCAACAGGUUUUCCGCGCUGCCUUCCGGGAGCCUCUCCGCUUUUCCGAAUUUGAAAAACUUGUCGGCGAAUCAAAACGUCUUGCUGUGCAAGCAUCCGGCGCGGUACCGCCGGCAUGUUCUGCGGGCCCUGAACGCGGUUGACUGUCUGAAAAGCUGGGACGGGGAAGAUUUCAAGCAGCAGAAGGGGGACGCGUACUUUCUGAACAGAGAUACUAGAAGCGCUGAAAAGCAGCAGGCGCAAGACCGCUUCGCUAGUUUCACGAACCUCGCAGAUUCUCUCGCGCAAGCGAUACGGUUCUUCGAUGGCAACUUCCUCGGGGAUGAUCAUCAUGGUACCGGACUGCCGUCGUCGACAACCGCCAUCGCAACCCUCCACAUCGACGAAGAGUUGCAGGUCGUCGAAGCUGAGCGGUUGAAAGUGCGUUUUUCACAAUACCGAACAGCAGUCGAAUUUUUGAAGACGGAGGUUCUCGACACGGACGCGCAAGCAGGAAUUGCCGCGUUCGCUGCUGAUUUCCCGUCGGCGAUCCGAGCAGUUGUCAAGGACAACAACCCAGCUACUGGCUGCAGCACAGAAGUUCUUGAUGUCGCACAAAAAGACAUCCUCGAACGUCUACAAUCAAAGCUGGAAUCCUUUCGCAAAGCCCGGAUUCAAGCGAGCACGAAGAUUCAAACUUGUUAUCGCGGCACAAAAACGAGGACGUGGUACGAGGAGACAAAAGCGGAGAACAGAAGGCAGCAUUUCGUGAAAAACCUCGGUAGAAUCACGCUGAUCCAGCGGAAAAUGAAGAAAGUUUUGCUUUACCGGACCAGUCUUCGGAAAUUCGCAGCGUCUAUCAUCCAAAGGUGGUACCGUGGUCACCGGAUCAGGAGGAAGCUCCGUAAAGUGUUUCUCGCGGAUCUCGAUUUUGAUCUUCCCGAACUGGAUCUGUCCGAGUUCACCUACGAUGCCUCCCUGUACGAGAAUCCGUUUGCGGACAUGGGGAAAGCGAGGAAAAGAACGGAAAAAACGCUGAAGAGCUUGGAGACCGCGAUUCAAGAAGUGGAAGCGCUAAUGGAAGAUGGGGAUUCGGUGGAGGAGGAUAGCUUUUCAUCUACAGAGCUGUAUGGGACAACCGAUAUUACAACAAGCACGAGUACAAGUAGUUCUGCUUCCACUUCGUCGAAGAAAACUAUCGCCCGUUCGGCGAAAAACGCAUGGGCUGUCGGAUCGAAUCGUGCUAGUCGGCGACCGACGCUGGAACCGGUGAAAGAGGAGUCUCCGGGGAUUCUCGACACGUCGCCUGAGGUUGUUGAGGGGGAAGAGGAGGCUAAAGUUGUACAACACGCAGGUUGUGCUGGUAAAAACACUAUGCUGGUGGUGGGUACAGAUCAUGAUGUUGAGCCAGUUCCAGUGGCAAACGAAGGUGCACAUCAUGCGGAGCGGGAAAUAGUAGACAAAAGUCAUCAUCCACCGUCCAAUCCUCCACAACUCGACAAGAACAUGUCAGCCACAAGCUCGGCGAGGCCGAAAAUAAGUGUAGUGGAUGCAGCGGAAGAUGACAGUGAUGAAGAUGAGGAUGUUCUUGAUCACUCCGAACUGCCUGCGCGACAGGAGUUCUUUAUGCCGCAAGACAACUUCCUCGACGUGGAGACGCUCGCCAGGGAACCGGACCGACGGGUGUUGUCUUCCCCCCUCUCUUCCUCGCACGAGGGUUCGAACGGGAAUUCUGAGGUGGAACUGCCUGCGGAAGACACGACGGACUCCGCAGUGGAGCCAGCCGAACCACUACCAGCACAUCCCGCGCCACCACCAACGGAAGCGGAGUUUUUUGACGAACCGAUGGGGUCAACAGCAGCAGUCCCGACAGCGCCGAAACCUCCGAAGAUGCUGCGGUUGAAAGUUCCGGUCAAGCACGAGACGCAACUCCACUUUUCCGCGGUUAACGCAAAAGACAAAGAAAAAGACGUGAACUUUGUGAAACAGCCCGAGGUGAGCAAAGCGGAGCUACCAAGAUAUCCACCGACCUUUCAAGAGCAAGGAACUCUCGAGCCGUCCGCCGUAAGACUGGAGCCGAGAAAGCGGGACGCGCACGCGAAAGUUUCGGUGAAACUGCCACCGUUGGUGGGGAGCAAAAUCGGUGGAGGUGGUUCCUUGGCUAGUGCGGGCAGCAGCAGUUCAUCAUCCUCGUCCGCGGGGAUGAAUGCGCAUUCGAAUUCGGCAUCUUUGGAAGAAAAUAAUUCCUACUCCUUCUCCAGCGAGUCGGCAUCUUCUUCGUCUUUCCAAGCACAGAUGCGCCACCUCACACUACACGCGCCGCACUUGCAGCAGCAACAGCAGGAGCACCGGAAUAUUAUGGCCGCGACUGAAGAAGUAUCAAAUCAGGAACCUCCUCCAGAUCCUCCCUAUCUAAACAGCGCUCGGUUAGCGCAGCAUGCGACUUCUACUACAGAGGCCAAGAUCACACCGAGAAGGUUGGAUGAUGAUUUGAACUCUCUCCAGACGGAGACGCUUGAGACACCGCAAUCCUUGUCGCGCCCGUCCACAAGUUCGCAGCACCGAACGAGCAAAUUCGAAGCAGCUUUGGCGAAGGUGCAGGAAGAAUGGGGAUUCACGGACGCAUCGACAGCGGCGGCAUUUCUGCAAAGUCAAAAGAAGAUGAAACGGCUGCAGCUGAAGAAGGUGCGGAGAGAGCAGCCGAGAGGUAGGGAGUGGGGUUUUUAGGAAUUUGUUGUAAAACUUGAAUCUUCUACUUCCCUUGACUAUGCAUGAAUAGAGAUCAAUCAUGUUUUCGUUCUUCGAUACACAAUCGCAAAAACAAAUACUUAUCACAGCCGCUCUCUCCGCGACAUUUUCCGCCACCCCUUCCAGCCACGCAUCCCGCGCCCCAUCCGAAGCUAGUGCCCAACAACCACCCGCGCGUCCGCGUGCUGGCUCUGACAUGCGACCACGCGCGAACAGCGGUGGCGUCGGCGGCCCCCGCGUCGCUUGGGCAGGUCCAGCUGGAGCAGCGAGAAAGCAGAUGGGACCCAAGGCACAGGACGCCAUUGCUGAGUACAAGAGAAUGAAAGCACUAGAAGCUGCAAGAGAUACCGGCGGUUCUGAUGCUGGUGGUGGCCACCAGCAGCUGCUUCCUGAGGUGCGCGAUGGGGGCGUUUUGCAGAACGCAAGUACUUUUGAAAGUGGCGCUCCGAAUCGACAGCUGCAGAAUCGAAGUACAAGGGGAGGAAGGUAAAAGAUUAUAGCACGGACGAUUAUAUCGGACACGCUCGAAAGGCGCACAACACAAAAAGAAGAAGAACAUUUACAGCAGAAACUGCACAGGUUUAUUUGAUGGAUUCGCGAAUAGAAGCGUCUCUCUGGUGUUCGUAUCG